AUUGACUCCCUGCAGAAUGCACUGCUUGGCGCUUGGAGUUUUAGUGUUGAACAAUCUCCUGCUGAAUGUCAUCACUGUUCCUUUGGAAGGCCUGGAAAAUGGAGGCCAACACUGGGUUGUACUUGUUGCAGGAUCGAGUGGCUGGUACAACUACAGGCAUCAGGCUGAUAUAUGCCACGCAUACCAGAUUGUGCACCAACAUGGAAUACCUGAUCAGCGGAUUAUUGUCAUGAUGUACGAUGACUUGGCCCUGAAUGACGAGAAUCCUACGCAGGGUAUUGUUAUUAAUCACCCCAAUGGAAAAGAUGUGUACAGAGGAGUAGUCAAGGAUUAUGUGGCAGAGAAUGUGACCCCAGAAAUCUUUCUGGCUGUCCUAAGAGGAGAUGAAGAUGCCGUGAAGGGGAAAGGCUCUGGUAAAGUAUUAAAAAGUGGCUCCAAGGAUAAUGUGUUUGUUUAUUUUGCUGAUCAUGGAGCUGAUGGGAUAUUGGCAUUUCCUAAUAGUGAUCUUCAAGUUGAUGAUCUGCAAAGGACCAUUAGAUAUAUGCACAAACAAAAAAAAUACGCAAAGAUGGUGUUUUACAUUGAAGCUUGUGAGUCUGGAUCGAUGAUGAUAGACCUGCCGAAGAACGUUAAUGUAUUCGCCACUACUGCCGCUAAUGAACGCGAAUCAUCAUAUGCCUGUUACUAUGAUGAUGAAAGGCAGACCUAUUUGGGUGAUGUGUACAGCGUCAAUUGGAUGGAAGACUCUGACCAGGAGGACCUUAGAAAAGAAUCAUUGCACAAACAAUUCAAAAUUGUAAAGAGACGGACCAAUACCAGUCAUGUACAAGAGUAUGGAAAUCUGACACUUUCGCACAUGAAACUGAAUGCAUUCCAGGGCUCAAAGAAGGUUGACCUCUAUGCAACCCAGCCUCGGGUCAAUAUUGUGGAUGCUGUACCAAGUCCUGAUGUUCCUCUUGCCAUUCUUAAACAGAAAUAUAUGGCAACAAACGAUAUUAAGAUGGGUCAGAAGCUCCUUUCAGAGAUCAAUGCACUUCUGGAGAAUAAGCACUUAAUUCAGAAGACCAUGGAAAGGAUUGUGUCCAUUGUCACAGGAUCUGAGGAGCCUACAGCGCGGAUAAUAAAUUCACGAAGUCAUAUCCGUGAUCAUGGCUGCUACCAAGCUGCAAAUUAUCAUUUUAAAACUCGCUGUUUUAACUGGCACACGCCGCUGUAUGAAUAUGCACUGAGACAACUUUAUGCUUUGGUCAAUCUUUGUGAAGAAGGUUUCCCGGUAAAGAGUAUCCUUCAAGCCAUGGAUGCUGUGUGCCUAUUGCGGAGUUAAGGAGGACUGGACAAUAGGUUUCAAAAUAUUCCCUCCGUAAUUUGGUUGGGAUUAUGGAGAUUAAGAAUAACUGUACCAAUUUGUGUUUAAUUCUAGUUUUAUUUUGCAUGAAAAGAUUCUCUCUUUUUAUCUCUUCACCAGCCAAGUCCUUGGAUUUUUUGGUGUCUUUAAUAUUAAUGGUUUAUAUUUUUUUAGAUAUUGAUUUUUUUUGGUAUGAAUUUUUGAGUCGUGUGCUCAAAUUGCCUUACUGACGCAGAGCUUUUAUUUCUGUGUGAUGAUGCACUUUGUAACCGCAGAGGUUUAUCUUCCUUGAGUGCACUUGCUUUGUAAAUUUAAUUAUAAGGAGCCGAGAUGAAGGGAAAUCACUAGCUGUUAUACAUGCCACUGAAACACAAUAUUCAAUUAAAAAGAAUAAACAAAUCUGUAAAGUCAA
Messenger RNA from Stegostoma tigrinum, 1757 nucleotides. It is a transcript of the gene lgmn, whose product is annotated as legumain. Gene Ontology annotation, molecular function: cysteine-type endopeptidase activity. Gene Ontology annotation, biological process: vacuolar protein processing. The transcript is spliced from 13 exons. Lineage: Eukaryota; Metazoa; Chordata; Chondrichthyes; Orectolobiformes; Stegostomatidae. The record is from RefSeq and is a predicted model, not a curated record. Bases 17 to 1324 code for a protein of 435 amino acids.